AUGAUGCCGAGGAAUCCUGACGGUCGAUGGGCCAGACGGCGACAAGAAGGCGACGAGACUACAACUUCGCGAAGGCCACACACACGUCCAACGAGAUCAACGCGACAAGCACCCCAAAGAAUAGAGAUAAACUCAGAUGACGACGACGAAGUGCAAUUCCAAUCAAGCAGGCGCAUACGAGGAAUAGAGAAUGGGCUACUAGUGAACAGAUUACAACAGCCACCACCAGCUCCGCCAAUUCAGCCACCCGCACGACAGCUUCCCACUCGUGUAUUUUCGAUAGCUGACGGUCUACGAUUUCUUUCAGAUUCGAUGCCGUCCAGGAGUGGGUUAGAGGGUAUAGAUGCGCGUAUUCGACAGCGAUAUCAGCAGCUCGACAUUCCGCUGCAUACUAUAGGAUUUGGUGGGGUGUUUCACCCCCAAUUCGUCCAACAACCAAAAAAGCAUUACAGCGUGAAAGCAUCACAUCCAAAGAAAUGGCCUGGGUUUAGCAGCAACGCAGGUCCUAAUAUACGCCACAGAAAAUUGAUAGAUAGUGGAAAGUCAUCCCGACAGUUGGUUAUCAACGGAGAAGGCGAUAGAGCAUUAUAUGCAUUAAGGUGCGGCCAUUUAAUAGACGGCAGAACGUACAAGGAGCUUGUUGAAUCUAAUAUCCUCCCCAAGAAACGCAAGACGAGCAAAACCAAGUAUGUUUUUAGCUGCCCGGUGAAGAACUGCUCAGCGGAGCACUCACAAGAGCCAGGAUUAGACGCCUUGAGAUUAUGGACAUAG
Messenger RNA from Wallemia mellicola CBS 633.66, 771 nucleotides. RefSeq lists its product as hypothetical. The transcript has a single exon. Lineage: Eukaryota; Fungi; Basidiomycota; Wallemiomycetes; Wallemiales; Wallemiaceae. Bases 1 to 771 code for a protein of 256 amino acids. The record is from RefSeq and is a predicted model, not a curated record.